GACAAUGUCAGGGCAGGCGUGUGCCCCGGGGCUGGGCGGCUGAGAGGCGGCAGAGGUCAGCGCUCGCUCCCCGCAGCGCCGCGGAGCCUCGGGCAGCCGCCCCGCCGCCUGAGGGAGGUUUCCCGGCGGCCAGGAGGCGAGGGCUGGCCUGGGGCUCCUCGCACUGAAUGCUGCUGGCCUCCUGCUGCGUCCCCCGGGCGGAGGGUGCCAGCGGGGCUGGUCGGCAAAGGGGAAGCGGUCGGAGACACCCUCUCGGCGCCUGGGGCAGCAAUCCAGGUCACGUAAAGUCACAUUUUAUCACAGGACGCAAAGCAGCAGCUCAUUACCAACUUUCUUGAUAAGUUCUGUCCUUCAGCUUCUUCUGAAGUAUGCAGUGACUGCUGGUGGCUUUCUGCCUUAAGGAUCGGGAGAGAAUGCUCCAAUGGAGAGGUUCCGGAAAUUCAUUUUACUUUCUCUCAUCUUAACUGCCUCACUACCAGGUCUUGGCUUUUGUUACUCUAUUAUAAAUGGCCCUACUAAUGCAACAGUCCUUGCUGGUUCAGAAGUCCGGUUUAAUUGUACUGUGUCGGUAGGAUGGGUAAUUCUCAUUUGGCUGUCCAAUGGAAAUCCUGUCCUCACUGUCAUCAAUUCUCAAGGAGCUGUUGAAACAUCAGACCGCUUCACCUCUCAAAAUUAUACCAGUAGCACCGGGUUUACCUCAGAGCUGAUCAUCCGCAACACGCAGCUGAGUGACUCUGGAAAAAUUGAAUGCAGCACCCAGCAACCUAGUGAGAACAGCUUUGCGUUUCUUUCUGUUCAAGUUAAUGGAUCUUUAUUCAUCAAAAAUAGCACCUUAACAGUAAAAGAGAACAAAACAGUUGAAAUUGUUUGUGAAGCCUUAGGAUGGGCUCCAUCUCCAGACAUUACGUGGAUGACAAAUGACUCUGUCAUUGAUAAGUCGAGGUAUGUUACCCAGCAAAGUCAAGGAUCUAAUGGCCUACACAAUGCCCUGAGCAUCCUAACUUUGACUCCGAUGGACACUGAGAUUUUGACUUGUUUAGCUGACAUAGAAGCACUCCCUAACCCUCAGAAUGCAACUGUAACUGUUAUUUUUGUCAACUCUACUAUAGAAAAUUAUUACAGUGAAGACAGCAGAAGCACAUGGGUUAUUGUACUUGCAGUUGUGCUUUCACUUGUUGGCAUUAUUCUUUUGAUCAUUAUUGUUGUGGUUGUUGUACGCUGCUGCUGCCUAAAGAAGAAAGGAUCUACGUAUCAAAAUGAAAUAAGAAAAGUUUCAACUGAGAAGAAAAAAGAUGGCAAGUUGGAAAACAGGCAAAGACAUGGUAGUGAAAACCAGGGAUACAUUCCAGAGGAACUGUGGAACACAGAACAAAUCCCAAGAAUUGCCUCUCUUCCCCCUAUGUCUUCAAAGUUCACUGUCUCUGCUGCAGAUUUACAUACCAGUUCUGUACCAAAGGUGCAACCUCAAAGACGUACUGAUUAUCCGAUCAGCCCAAAGAAAAUUAGAAACAUGACACUUGUUUAGCAUGUACUUCUCUAUCAAUCAGUCACAUUUUACACAUUUGGAUGUCUUCCUGCAACAGAGAAAGGUUAACACCAGUUCUCUCAGUUUAAGCUAUAAGUUAUUUUUCUUUUUUUCUCAUGUAAUGAAAUAAAAUUGCAACCUUUAUAAUGUAGCAUAUGAUAUCUCAGCAAAAUUAUAGAUAUAAAUGACAGCCUUAACUUCAGAGACAAUGAAUUUGAUGGGACUCUACAAGAACAAGAAUCUGUGCUUUGAGUCCCAAGGAAAUCAGCAAAACUCCUACCAGACAGGAAUAUUAAGUUAUCCACAGCAAGAUCAAGGAUUGGAGCUGCAAGAGAUUUAUUAGUUCAGAACUGGUUAAUAACAAUACUGGUUAAUACAAUGUCUACUGCUUUUUAAAUGUACUUUGUGGACAACUGAUCAUCUUGAGCUUAUAGAAUAACAACAUUUUUCAAUUUCUGUUCUGUAAUAAAAUCAAGGGAAGUUUUCAUGAGGGCUGUUUCAAAAUUUCUAGCAAAAUUAUCUGUGGAUCAGAAAUGAAUUUGUUUCAUUUCAAUACAUUCUUCUCUUAAAGUUAUUUGUCUUAAAUCCAAUGUUCCAGUUUUAAAUAAAAAACAAUCACCCAUGUGCCAAAAAAAAUUCCUAUUUUGAUUGAAAUGCAAAAAUCUUAAGCUGAAAAGCAUGGAUUUGAAACUUCUGACUUUUGAGUUGUUGCCUGAAUGCUUUAUGUCUCUGUUCUACUUGUGGACCAAGUUUGACAGCCAAAUGACUUGGGUCAUAGCAAAUGGUGGUUGCUGGUAUUCAUGCUGAACCCUGUUGUUUCAUCAGGGAUAGAUUGAUAAUGACCAUGGGAAAUGCACUUUAGCUAGGCAGCCUUGUCAGUAGAGCAGAUCUGGCAGAUGGACCCUGUAUGUGCCUUCCCAAUCUAAAAAAUAUGAUUUCUAGCUGAAAUGUUUUGCCUGAAAUGUUGUAUUUCAUAAUAAAAAGUACAAGCUUAUUAGUUUUUUACAAAAAGGCAAACUUCUUCUAAAAAAACAUGUUAUUUUCAGUGUGCUCGUCUUUCUACCCACUCGAAGCAUUCUGAAUUAUUCAGUGUUUUGCAUGUUAAUCUUUUGUAUGAACCAGUGCAGGUGCUCCUUCAGUGCUGAAAGAAGCCACUAUAUAGAAAUACUUUCAGUGAUAAUCUGCACAACAAAAAUAAGAAAUCUGAAACCUGAUCUCAGGAAAAAGAAGUUAUUUUGCAUGUUUAGCAUUUGGCAUCUCAUUAAAUUGUGACAGUUUUUGCACUGCUAGUCGCAUUUUCAGUCGUCUGUCAGAAGAAGUGCUGAGACCAAUUCACGGUCUGCCAUGUGCAAUUGUAUACAAAGCUGUUUCAAAUUCUGACCAUCUAUACUCUUUCCGUUUUCUUUGGUUAAGGAGGAGCUUUGAAAUGCAUUCCCACUGAAUGCAGUUGUACCAACAACAUGGUAUGUAAAUAGCUGUAGUGUUAUACAGAGAAAAUAUAAGCAAUUUACAUUGCCGAAUAUCUAUGUUUUUUCCUUGAAAUAACCAUGCACUGAGAG
Molecule: messenger RNA, 3084 nt
Organism: Athene cunicularia (burrowing owl)
Lineage: Eukaryota; Metazoa; Chordata; Aves; Strigiformes; Strigidae
Gene: IGSF5
Product: immunoglobulin superfamily member 5
Exons: 9
Coding region: 422-1525 (367 amino acids)
Biological process (GO): cell-cell adhesion
Source: RefSeq, a predicted model, not a curated record